Messenger RNA from Zychaea mexicana, 2673 nucleotides. RefSeq names its product P-loop containing nucleoside triphosphate hydrolase protein. The transcript has 10 exons. The coding region runs from base 1 to 2673 and encodes 890 amino acids. Gene Ontology annotation, biological process: microtubule-based movement. The record is from RefSeq and is a predicted model, not a curated record. NCBI's taxonomy places the organism in Eukaryota, Fungi, Mucoromycota, Mucoromycetes, Mucorales, Lichtheimiaceae. Gene Ontology annotation, molecular function: microtubule motor activity; ATP binding; microtubule binding.
AUGAGUGCCUCUGUCUUUUUGGACACAUUGCGUAAACAUGACUUGGACCAUUUCUAUCCGACAUUUUCCACUCACGGCAUCACGCAACUUCAAAACCUGUGUCAGCUGUCAGUACAAGACUAUGCAGCACUCGGCAUCACGGAUAUUACUGACCGACGUAAAAUCUUUGGCUUGAUCCAAAUGUUACGGAAAGAGGCACCACCGUUGAAAAUCAUGACUUCUGCAUCCACGCUCACUACAACGGCAGCAACAAAUACAAGUGGCCUGCGCAAACCACAAGCGUAUCCCAGCAUGCGCACUACCAGCACCACGGCAACCAGCAUGUAUAGCAACAGCAGUAACGAUUAUCCGAUAUCGCCUAGCAACGCAUAUACAAGCCGGUUGCCACAGCCACCCAGUUCGCCUGCACAGGAUCAUACCCAGCGAUAUAGCAGUAAAAACAAUGCACGGCUCAGGCGUCAAAGUAUUAUCUCCAUGCAACCAAGCCCGUCAACAACACCCAAACCAGAACGACACGUGCGUAGUCGAACCAUGUCGGACGCUGGCCAUACAGGACUACCUCGUGCUUCGCGUAAUAACAACAGCAACCAUAGUAACCGAACAGACCUUCGCAGAUCGGUGUUAACGACGGCACCAUCGUCGUCCAAAUCAUCCUCGGAUGAUGAAGAGGAUGAAGACGACACCAGUGCUCGAAGGUACCGCGCUUCUGCACCUCUCUUGAAUGCCUAUGGCGUCCCUAUGUCGCCUUCUGCAAUGAAGGCGCGAGCCAGCAUGGGUGCACUCAGAUUUGCAGCAUCCCAGUCGACAGCUCUAUCGUCAGUGUCCGAUCUUCCACCCAGUGAUCUGAAUCAGAAAAUCCGUGUGUGUGUGCGUAAGCGGCCACUUAGCAGAAAGGAUUUGGAACGUGCGGAAAAGGAUAUCAUCAAUGCGAUUGGGACUCGGAGCUUACAGAUAAAUGAGCCAAAGUUAAAGCUAGAUCUGACAAAGUACAUCGAUCAGCACAAAUUCACAUUUGAUGAUGUUUUUGAUGCUGAUGCCAAAAAUACUUCUAUAUACGAACGGACUGCACUUCCGCUUGUCCGAUACAUCUUCCAAGGCGGAAAAGCAACAUGCUUUGCAUAUGGUCAAACAGGUUCCGGUAAAACAUUUACUAUGCUAGAUCCGCGUCAUGGUCUAUACGUCAUGGCAGCUCGUGAUAUCUUUACUGCAUUGCGUACACCCGAAAACCAACACUUGUCGGCAUGGAUUGGAUUGUAUGAAAUAUACCAAGGACAGCUGUACGAUCUGCUCAACAACCGCAAGAAAUUGUUUGCGCGAGAAGAUGGAAAGCAAAAUGUCAUUAUAUCCGGGCUCAAGGAAUUUCCCAUUGACAAUGUUGAUAAACUCGUUCAAAUUUUUGCAUAUGGAAAUCAAAUUCGUAGUACAGGAUCGACCGGUGCAAACGAUAGUUCUUCAAGAUCGCAUGCCGUUUUACAGAUACUUUUGAAACCUAAAAAGAAUAGAAAGCUUAUACAUGGCAAAUUGAGCUUUAUUGAUCUUGCCGGCUCUGAGCGUGGUGCUGAUCGAGGUGAAUCAGAUACAAAAACGAGGAUGGAAGGCGCUGAAAUUAACAAGAGCUUACUCGCCUUGAAAGAAUGUAUCCGUGCACUGGAUCAAGAUAAACGACAUACUCCGUUCAGACAAAGCAAAUUGACUCAGGUCCUCAAAGAUUCCUUUGUCGGCAAUUCUCGUACAUGCAUGAUCGCAACCAUUUCACCUGGAGGGUCGAACAGCGAGCAUACCUUGAACACACUGCGUUAUGCCGAUAGAGUGAAGGAACUCAAGGGAGAACGAGAUCGACGAGCACAGCUCGAGAAAACUAACAGUCGAAAUGGACCGGACGAUGCACCAUGGAUGAUCGAUACAUCAACACAUCACCAUAGCCAUAAUCAUCAUAGUAAUAACCACCACCAUCAAAUAAGUCGGACAAGCAGUAGCACACAGGAUGAUGGCGAAGACGAUGAUUAUUAUGCGUUUGAUGACGAUGAUGACGAUGACGAUGAUGUUUAUAGCAACGAUUCGGAUUUCUUAAAUGAUGACGAUAUCGAUGGUGAAAAUAUAUUUGAUGUUGAUUUCCCACACGAGCAAGAUGCCUUUAUCAACUCGUCUUCCACCUUACCAUCAACUUCUGCGUCAUCUCUUCAACAGCAACAACAACAAAAACCUUUACAAAUGGGCUUUUCCUACAAUACUACACAACAGUACCAACAACAACAACAGCAGCAGCAGCAACAACAGGCUGCUUAUUAUACCAGGAAUCCACAGCAACAUCCUUAUCCAAAUCUUACCGAGCAACUGAACCGCUUUAGCAUAAACGAAGAGCAACAACAAUCACCAUCCCCAAGCGCUCUUGAAGACGAUCUUCACUUUGACCGCUCACAAAUGGAGGGUAUGAUCAAAGUACAUCGAGCACAGAUACGAGAAGUGACGGAAUGUACCAAACUAGAGACAAAGUUGGCAGGUAAAAUGUCGACCUUCCUGUCCAAUCCAGAUUAUGACGAUGACGAUAUCACCCGGAGCAGCCAGUUUCGAGAUUACUUGCGUGAUCUAGAUGAAAUCUUGGAGCUAAAGGCUGCGGCGGUCGAAGCGCUUCGGGAUCGUAUCAAUGACACUGUUAGUGACAUUCAAUUGUAG